Molecule: messenger RNA, 2178 nt
Organism: Dovyalis caffra
Lineage: Eukaryota; Viridiplantae; Streptophyta; Magnoliopsida; Malpighiales; Salicaceae
Source: the annotation of a GenBank genome assembly
AUGAGGGGAGCUGUUCUUGUAGCACUUGCUGCUACGGUGGGGAAUCUGAUACAAGGAUGGGACAAUUCAACCAUUGCAGGGUCCAUUCUUUACAUCAAGGAGGAGUUCAAUUUGCAGUCUCAACCAGCAAUAGAAGGGCUAGUAGUAGCCAUGUCAAUUAUCGGUGGCACUACUAUUACAACAAUUUCUGGACCAGUAUCAGAUAUCUUCGGAAGACGUCCAAUGCUGAUAAUGUCCUCAAUUCUUUAUUUUCUUAGCAGUCUAGUUAUGCUAUGGGCUCCUAAUGUUUAUGUACUGCUUUUGGGGAGACUACUUGAUGGUUUUGGAGUUGGUCUUGCUGUCACUCUUGUUCCUUUAUAUAUAUCUGAAACAGCCCCAUCUGAGAUUAGGGGGCAAUUAAAUACCCUUCCACAGUUCAUGGGUUCAGGAGGAAUGUUUUUGUCAUAUUGCAUGGUGUUUGUCAUGUCAACGAUGGCUGCACCAAGCUGGAGGCUGAUGCUUGGGGUUCUGUCAAUCCCUGCUCUCAUUUAUCUUACAUUGACAAUUUUUUUCUUGCCUGAAUCUCCAAGGUGGCUUGUGAGUAAAGGAAAGAUGAUUGAAGCUAGACUGGUUUUGCAGAGACUUCGCGGCAGGGAAGAUGUUUCAGGUGAGCUGGCUUUGCUAGUUGAAGGCCUUGGUGUUGGGACAGAAACAAUGAUAGAAGAGUACAUUAUUGGCCCAGCCAAUGAGAUUACUGGUGAAACUGAUGCGAAAGAACAAGUUAGAUUAUAUGGAACCGAGGAAGGUGUCUCAUGGAUUGCCAAACCUAUCACCUCUGGACAAGGUAGUUUAGGGAUAGUGUCCCGUCACGGCAGCUUGGCGAACCAAAGUGUGCCAUUGAUGGAUCCUCUUGUCACUCUAUUUGGAAGUGUCCAUGAGAACACUCCUAUGAUUGGAAGCGCACGCAGCAUGCUUUUUCUGAACACUGGAAGCAUGUUUAGUGUUGGAGAAAAUCAAUGUAGAACUGAACAGUGGGACGAAGAGGGCGGAAGGGAUGGUGAGGACACUUAUCCAGAAGCUUUUAGUGCUGAUUCUGAUGACAAUUUGCAUAGCCCAUUGCUAUCACACCAACAUUCUAGCAUGGAAAAGGGCAUGGGUAAUUCGGCCAUGUCAAUCAGUAGGCGCAAUAGCAGCCUCAUAAAUUCUGGUGAAGAAGGUGUUGUGGGUAUUGGUAGUGGAUGGCAGCUGGCAUAUAAAUGGUCUGAGAAAUUAGGCAAAGAUGGAAGGAAGGAAGGAGGGCUUCAGAGGAUGUAUUUGCACCAGGAAGGUGUGAUUAGUUCUCAGCAGGAAUCUGUUAUUUCCUCUUCUGGAAUUGACAUUCCUGAAGGUGCGUGUGUACAAGCUUCUGCUCUGGUUAGCCAACCUGUCAUUUGUUCUAAGGAUGUACUGGGACAUCUAUCAGAGGUUCCAGCAGCUAUUCAGCCAUCAGAAAUAGCUACUAAAGGGCCAAGCUGCAGUGACCUUUUUGAACCAGGAGUUAAGCGUGCAUUGAUUGUUGGAGCAGGCCUUCAAAUACUUCAACAGAUUGCUGGCAUAAACGGUGUUCUCUAUUACACGCCCCAGAUUCUUGGGCAAGCUGGAGUGGUAGUUCUUCUAUCAAAUCUGGGCUUGAGUUCAGCUUCUGCAUCUUUAUUGAUCAGUGCUCUCAGUACAUUCUUGAUGCUUCCUUGCAUAUUUCUUGCCAUGAGACUAAUGGAUGUCUCUGGCAGAAGGUCUAUAAUGCUGUACACUAUCCCUAUCUUGGUAGUGUCACUCCUUGCUUUUGUCCUUAGCAGUGUUUUGGACAUGGACUCGACUUUGAAAGCAGUGAUCUUAACUGGCAGUAUUAUGGUCUACUCGAGUUGUUUCGUCAUGGGCUUCGGAGUAAUCCCAAACAUCCUUUGUUCUGAAAUCUUCCCGACUCGUGUCCGAGGCCUUUGCAUCACAAUAUGUUCUCUGACAUAUUGGACUGGAAACAUCACCAUCACUUACUCGCUUCCUGUUAUGCUCAACUACCUUGGCCUUCCUGGUGUGUUCACAAUCUAUGCCAUUGCAUGUGCCGUGUCAUGGAUUUUUGUUUUCUUGAAGGUUCCAGAGACUAAGGGCAUGCCCCUUGAAGUCAUCACCGAGUUCUUUGCUAUGGGUGCCAAGAGAGAUUGA